Geodia barretti is the source of this 2978-nucleotide messenger RNA. Lineage: Eukaryota; Metazoa; Porifera; Demospongiae; Tetractinellida; Geodiidae. The record is from the annotation of a GenBank genome assembly.
UCACAAUUUUUUCUCCUCGUCACCCUUGGCGGUGCGUAGGUUUACCCCUCCUAUUAAGUCCUUCUGUUUAUAAGGUCCGAUCUUGCAACGGAAUUCAUCACAACGUUUUCCGAACGGAGAUUUCGUCGCGAAACCUUCUGAUUCGCAACAACGACUCUUUUUCGACGGAGCACUUUCGCCGCCAGCCCCGCCUUCCUUUUGUAAGUCGUGUUGUUUUGACUAAAGUCGUAAUGUAUUCUAUCCUUCGUACAAACAAACACUUAUUUUGCUGCAGGUACCACCCAGAACAACCAGUGAGUAGAUUACAGUGCAAACGGGGCCUUUCCGCUAUCUAGGUCAUGGCACUUUCAGGACACGAACGAAUCGUCUCCCGACGCGCCAGAGAACGAAGAAGCGAUGCGGCUCAGGCGAACCCGGAGAAAGAGAGAGUCCAGCUCUCCCGCGGCCGCGGAGGUAGCGGCACGCGUGCUGCAGCCUUACCGAGGGGGCGAGCAAGUCGCAGGACCCGUUCUGGAGGCCACGGUGUGCUUUCUCGCAGCGUGGGUCGGGCGCCGUCCGGAGGCCUUUCAAUGCCUUCGCGUCGCCGGAUUUCCGACACACCCCACUCAAUAUCUCAGCUGCUGACCAACCUCCCCAGCUCUGCACUCAUGCUGGAAGGGCUAGAAUACCCCCCCGCUGGGUUCAGGUAUCAUCAGCCCCCUCACUGGCAGGCUCAAGGUCAAAAACUGGGGCACAAACGACCAUUUUCAUCUCCCCUCUCUCCAGCACCUCACAACUGAGCUCAACAGUCUCAUAUCCUCUCCAGUCGCUCAUCAACUGCAUAUACCUCGUCCGAUGCGAACUCGGCCAAUCCAUUGGUCCCACCUCAGCCCCUCCCUCGCUACAACAUCACACGUUCGCUCGUUGCCUCUCGCACAAGGCACUCCAUGUUUUAGGAUCUUCGCAGCGGACUCACCCUCCCCCACUGACUUGACGCAGCUGUCCCGCUGACAGACGCCAGCCCGCACCGGCUCCCCGAACGUCGCCUGCAGAGCAGAGAUCUGGAGGCAGUCGUUGUUCAAUCAAGCAGAGCCUCUACACGCAGCGUGCGCCUCCCAGGCCGUCCGGACAUGAGCCCAUGCGCCAGUGCACACCACAGUCAAGAGAGUGAUUCAACUCCACCACGAGAGCUGGAACACUCCACGAGAAGACGAUAUUUCUUUUCGUCUCCACGACGAUAUGCGACGACUCCCUCGAACAUCGACUGCUCUUCGCGUAGCGAGAAGGCGAGUCCGACUCCAAAGCAGGAGACUGGACAGAGACACCUCGCAGGGUCACACUACAGCUAUCUCUUCGUUGAAGAGCCCCACAAUAACUCUGCUCAAUGUACUGCUGCGAACCCAUGUCAGACUUGAACGAUCUGGUCUCUGCCACGCUCCGACGCGCCGACCGACAUAUACCGGGACGCAGAAGAGUUUGUCUGCCAGUGGGCCAGCUGCGUGAGAGCAAAAGCCGUUCAAAGCACAGUACAUGCUCCUGGUUCACAUGAGAAGACACACGGGAGAGAAGCCACAUAGAUCACCUACGACGGAUGCGACAAGGCAUACUCCAGACUGGAAAACCUUAAGACUCACCUCCGCUCGCACACUGGCGAACGUCCGUAUCUCUGCAAGUAUGAAGGUUGUGGGAAAGCCUUCUCAAACGCCUCAGACUGCGCCAAACACAUGAACAGAACUCACUCAUCCGAGAAACCCUAUGCCUGUCUUAAUCCUGGCUGCACGAAGCGGUACACGGACCCAAGCUCAAGAAGAAAGCACAUGAAGAACUGUCAAGUCAAUAAAAAGGCGCGUGUUGAUCAAGAUGGCGAUUCAGCCUCCGUACACGAAGACGACACUUCUUUCGAAACUGCUUCGAAAAUCUCGUCUGCGUCGACGGCGAGCGGGCGAACCGCCAAGCCAAAGAAGCCAGAAAAGAACAAGAUGCCGCCAGUCACAAAGAAGGGGUUAAAAGGGGAAUCGAGAGGCGGAGGUGAUCCAGGAUACAUGUCUGGCGGGUCGCAGGGAGGACAGCAUUCACCGUUGAAGGGGUACGGAUCUCCACCCGCACCUCACGACGCGGAACACGGACAGGGAGGAGGGGCGGGAGGGUGGAAACAAGAAGACGAACUCACCAACAUUCUCCGACACCAGACGCUCAGCGAUCCGAACGAUCCGACGAGUCCCAUGGCGAUGACCUUCUCCCCGCACGGAGGGGGCAGUGGGUACCGGGGACACCCUGACGGAACAAUUCCGAUGGACCAGGGUACCUCUCACAUGUCAACAACCACAGCCCACCCAAACGGGAAGGCCAGCCAGCAAAGAGGAGGAGGCUUGGCAAUGCUGGCUGGCCGAACCCCCGGGAACCUGCAAGGCCCACUGCCAGCCAAGACGUUUCACCAUCACCCGAGCCAGGGGCCCGCGCACCAUCAUCAUCCCCCUCACCACCACACCACGCACACGCUCCAGCAGCCCCCUCCUUCCUACCACCAGCCCCUGCUCUAUUCCCCUUCGCGACAGGCCAGCCACUACCAAACUUCUUUCCUCACGCCUUCCUACCCAUCUUACCCUUCGGGCUACUCCAGUUUGCCGGCGGAAUCGCGUCAGCCCCAACCCCCAUCAUCUGUGCCCUAUACCCAGCACCUACAGCUGCAGCAACAGGGCCCCCACCACCAUCUUCGAGAAAACGAAAACACUCUUCUGACUAGCCACGUUCAGGUGCCCCCCGGAGGAAAUCUACCAACCCCCUCGUCAAGCGGUUAUUCCAGCUGCGGGUCCCCAAAGGGGGUCCACCACCCGAAAUCCCCCAGCGACGACAGCUCAGUGGUGGGCGGAGCCAGUAUCCAUAGCAACCCCAUGACAAAUUCCUAUUCCACGUUCUCAUCAAACAGCAGUCGAGUAUCGACCCCCAGUAACGGGAACCCCCAGUUCCUAGCUGCCAAAGCGAACCCCCGGGGUGGGGGG